This is a messenger RNA of Vidua macroura (Pin-tailed whydah), 7283 nucleotides long. It is a transcript of the gene POU2F1, whose product is annotated as POU class 2 homeobox 1. Gene Ontology annotation, cellular component: nucleus. Gene Ontology annotation, biological process: regulation of transcription by RNA polymerase II. The transcript has 17 exons. The record is from RefSeq and is a predicted model, not a curated record. Gene Ontology annotation, molecular function: DNA-binding transcription factor activity, RNA polymerase II-specific; RNA polymerase II cis-regulatory region sequence-specific DNA binding. The coding region runs from base 20 to 2251 and encodes 743 amino acids. NCBI's taxonomy places the organism in Eukaryota, Metazoa, Chordata, Aves, Passeriformes, Viduidae.
UUUGGUUAAAAUAUUCAAAAUGGCGGACGGAGGAGCAGCGAGUCAAGAUGAGAGUUCGGCGGCGGCGGUGGCGGCGGCGGCAGACUCAAGAAUGAACAAUCCGUCAGAAACCAGUAAACCAUCGAUGGAGAGUGGGGACGGGAACACAGGCACGCAAACAAACGGCCUGGACUUUCAAAAGCAGCCUGUGCCUGUCGGAGGAGCAAUCUCUACAGCCCAGGCCCAGGCCUUCCUUGGGCACCUUCAUCAGGUCCAGCUCGCUGGAACAAGUUUACAGGCUGCUGCUCAGUCCUUAAAUGUACAGUCUAAAUCUAAUGAAGAAUCUGGGGACUCUCAGCAGCCAAGCCAGCCUUCCCAGCAGCCUUCAGUGCAGGCGGCCAUACCCCAGACCCAGCUCAUGCUGGCCGGAGGACAGAUCACCGGGCUCACGUUGACGCCAGCCCAGCAACAGUUAUUGCUCCAACAGGCGCAGGCCCAGUUGCUGGCGGCUGCAGUGCAGCACUCAGCCAGUCAGCAGCACAGCGCUGCUGGUGCCACCAUCUCGGCCUCUGCUGCGACGCCGAUGACGCAGAUCCCUCUAUCUCAGCCAAUACAGAUUGCACAGGAUUUGCAGCACUUGCAGCAGCUUCAGCAGCAGAAUCUCAACCUGCAACAGUUUGUGUUGGUGCAUCCAACAACCAACUUGCAGCCAGCACAGUUCAUCAUCUCACAAACGCCGCAGGGGCAGCAGGGUCUCCUGCAAGCGCAGAAUCUCUUAACGCAACUACCUCAGCAAAGCCAAGCCAACCUCCUGCAGUCUCAGCCAAGCAUCACCCUUGCCUCGCAGCCAGCAACCCCAACACGCACAAUAGCAGCGACCCCCAUUCAGCCACUUCCACAGAGCCAGUCAACACCAAAGCGAAUCGACACUCCCAGCUUGGAGGAGCCCAGUGACCUUGAGGAGCUUGAGCAGUUUGCCAAGACUUUCAAACAAAGACGGAUCAAACUUGGAUUCACUCAGGGUGAUGUUGGGCUCGCUAUGGGCAAACUCUAUGGAAAUGACUUCAGCCAAACUACCAUCUCUCGCUUUGAAGCCUUGAACCUCAGCUUUAAGAACAUGUGCAAGUUAAAGCCACUUCUGGAAAAGUGGCUCAAUGAUGCAGAAAACCUCUCAUCUGAUUCAACUCUCUCCAGCCCAAGUGCCCUGAAUUCUCCAGGGCAAGGGAUCGAAGGCUUGAACCGUAGGAGGAAGAAACGCACCAGCAUAGAGACCAACAUACGUGUGGCCUUAGAGAAGAGUUUCCUGGAGAACCAAAAGCCUACCUCGGAUGAGAUCGCCAUGAUAGCUGACCAGCUAAACAUGGAGAAGGAGGUGAUCCGCGUUUGGUUCUGUAACCGGCGCCAGAAGGAGAAAAGGAUCAACCCACCCAGCAGUGGUGGAACCAGCAGCUCGCCCAUCAAAGCAAUUUUCCCUUGUCCAACCUCACUGGUGGCAACCACGCCAAGCCUUGUGACUAGCAGUGCAGCUACAACCCUGACUGUCAACCCCGUGCUCCCUCUGGCCAGUCCUGCUGUCACCAGUCUGUCAGUCACAGGCACAACAGAAACCACCUCCAACAACACGGCAACAGUGAUUUCAACAGCACCUCCAGCUUCUUCAGCAGUGACAUCACCCUCCACGAGCCCUUCCCCUUCUGCCUCAGCCUCCACUUCAGAGGCCUCCAGUGCCAGUGAGACCAGCACAACACAGACAACCUCCACUCCCUUGUCCUCCCCUCUCGGGACCAGCCAGGUGAUGGUAACGGCAUCAGGGUUGCAAACGGCGGCAGCGGCCGCGUUACAAGGAGCUGCACAGUUGCCUGCAAAUGCAAGUCUUGCUGCCAUGGCUGCUGCAGCAGGACUAAACCCAGGCUUGAUGGCAUCCUCGCAGUUUGCAGCUGGAGGUGCCUUACUCAGUCUCAAUCCAGGGACAUUAGGUGGUGCUCUCAGCCCGGCCCUGAUGAGCAACAGUACACUGGCAACUAUUCAAGGAUCGCUUCAUGGAUCGGAGAACUUUCUAACCAAAAAUGUAAAAAAAAAAAAAAAAAAAAAACACAAAAAAACUAAAAACCGCAAAAACACAAAAAAAGUGAAAGGACUACUUAUCAUUUCCAGCAGUCACAAUGACAAGUUAAGGGGUCAGAAGAAUUUGUGUUCAUCAUUUGUGCAGGAAGCUCAGUGCAGUAGUGGAGAUCAUAGUGUGCAAACUUCCAGGCUGGUCUCUGCUUUGUAAGCAGAGGUAGGAAUUUGCUCCAAACUGCCAUUCUUCUCCUCUCAAAUAUUUAUACAAAACAGCCAAAUUCUGCUCUUAGCUUCUUGUGCUUGGUUCCUUUUACUUCAGAGAGCAGGAUGUGACCUCCCGAGUGUGGAUUGUGUGACAAUACUGAUGGCUCUUCUGUUCCAGUGAUUUUGUUUUGCUGUGCAAAAGCACACACAAAUAUUUAAAAAACAUCAUGACCCAGGCUAAUUGGCACAAUGUAAAGCAGUAUUUAGAAUCCUAGAUACCCUCUAGGUGAGUUGGUACCGGAUUUCAGAAGGUCACAUUCUCCCCAUUCAUAGCAAUAUUCCUUUUCCGAUGCUUCCAACACUAUUUAGAAGAGCUUCCUAGUUUAAAAAAAAAAAAAAAAAAAAAAAAAAAGUGCUUCUGGCUGCAAAAGACAGAAGCCAGGAAUAUGGGAACAGAAGGUGCCAUUGUUAAUGCCAACACAACAAAGCCACUCUGGGGCUUUGCACACCCCGGGCUGAUCUCUCUGGUCUCUGAGCUGCGGGGCUGCUCGCGGGCAAUCGGCGCCUCUGGCCAGCAGCCGGGGCUGGCCUGGCACUGGAACUCACUUUUUAAGGUUGAUUCUGAUCUGUGGAGCAAAGGAUAUUUUUGUGGAUGAGGAAGGAGUAAUGAACUGUACAGAAGUUAGAUCCGUAUAUUCUUAAAUAUACAAUCCAGUAUCUGAACCAAAAAAGAAAAAAGAUUUUUAAAGAGAGAAGACUGGAUCACUGCAAUGCAGUUCACGUUAAACUUUCCAUUCCUGAUGGAUUUAAAGGUUUCUGCCAUGUGUAUAAAACUAAAUUACUUUUAGCUAGUGAGGGUAUUAGAAGAGUCUCUUUCCCACCCACCCCCUUUUCUUUUGUCACCAGAGUGUCCUAAAAUAAUGAGCUGAUGCAGCUAUGUUCGUUUUGUUGAUGAUUCAGGGGGAUCCUGGAGCUUCUCAUCCAAGAUCCGCAAGGCAGCAACUUUAAACUCUACACAUGCUUUGGUUUGCCUGAGCAUGUGGGAGUUGUGUUUGCACUCAAGUGGCAGAACCCCUUAUCUCUCCCCCCACUACCAUGGUUUUGCUCUGUUCAUCUCUAACUCUCCACCUUCCUGUUUUACUGAUAUUUAAACCAAUUACCCCUGAAACUUCAAAACUAGUGAACUGCAAGCAGGGAAACUAACAAAUGUCCGUCCACCUUUUCUUAUGUGUUUUUGAUUUUUUUAUGUUUUAUUUUUUUAAAACUAAGCUUGAACCAAAGUCAAUUUCUAGCAAGCUGCUGUACUAAUGGACUAGUUUGUGUAAGUGCAGUUCAGAUGCAGAGAGGCGAUAGAUGCUACUGACAAUUUCUUUUUCAUUUGUCUUUUGUUUUUAUUAAUUUUAUAUAAAAGUUGCUGCUUGUUUUUAAUCUUUUUUUUUUUUUUUUUGGUUGGUAAUUUGUGUUAUCCUUGGGGCAGACUCUUAACUUGACUUUGUUUUCUUUUUUUUGAUAUGUAAAUAGAAUGGCAAUGUCAGAGGAUUGUUAAUCCAUGAGGUCCCACCUUUAUCCCCCCAGUAGGGAUGAAUCUCUGUAUUUUUGAUAUGUCUCUACAUCUUCAGGCUGUGCAGGAGACUUUUAGGGCUAUGAAUAAUACUGCAAAAAUGGCAGUGGCCCACAGUAAAAGCUUCAGAGCAGCAACAGGUACAGCUGGGUGAGCUUCAGGGAGGUAGGGAAAAAGUAGAAGAGAAAUUGCUGGUACCCACUGUGCUGGUCUGGAGGCCACAGCACGGUCUAUAGUUUCUACCAAAGGAAUGCAAGUCCUUGGACUUGUUUUGAGUGAAGUAAGAGGAUGGGGAAAACCGCAGCUGUAGCGUUUGUUCCUGACUCUGAAAGUCCCUGCUUACUUCCACGCCUGUGCAAAAGUACAAUUUAUCAGGAAGCUUUUUUUGUUAGUGGGGGGAGACCACCGGGCUCGUCUCCGAUGGGUUCCCUCCUCCCCAAGGGUUUUGUGGCGGGGUGGGGGGCGUGGUCCUUGCAGAUAUCUAGGAAACACAAAGAAAGGUGGGCCUUAAAUCAAUGGAAAAUCCUCUCUCCACAGUUCCAGGAGACUGUGCCAUUAGCUGUCUGAAUGAGUUUUCAUGUCCCAUUCUUGCUGGUUUGUGGUUGGGAGAGGGUCUUGUUGAGUACAUAUCUGGAACACUAAUGCAGCUUGGAUGGUUUAUUUAUUAUAAAAAUCUGCUUUUUUUCCUGACUACCUUUGCAUUGGUCACAUGGCUUUGGUGUGAGCACCUUAUACCCCUGUCUUUACCUUCCUCUUCUCUACCCCAUCACCCUAUCUGGGGCCCAGAUUCCAGGGAAUUUCUUAGCGAGUUUUUUUCUGAGAGAAACUGGAAACUCAAGAGUAGCCACAUAUCCAAAAAACUUGGGUUUUUGGUUUGCAGAAACUGACAUAAUACCCAAACAGCACAUACCCCAUGGCAUCCACUGCCAGUGUGCUCUGAUUCAUUGUCCCCUAAAACAUCCCUGUGACUGACUGACUGUUGUUCCUGGAGCCUGCCUUUCAUCCCUAUCAGUGUUUUUCCUCAUGGAUGCUGGCUACCUCCAGUGUUUAGGUGAAAGACAGAAAUCAGACUGGCAGUGGGUUUACAUCUGCCAAGUUAGAGUGCAUGUGCUCCUUCAGAGAAUGAAAAGAAUAUGAGAUCAUGUACUAGAAUUUAGCAGAAGUUCCUUUUUUAAAUUAUCAUUGCGCUGGCAGCAGAAAUUGAUGCAUCUGAAAAGAAACAAUAACAAUUAGGUACAGACCCAGUAAAUAUCAUCACAGGAAGUUUGGUGGUGUGUUGGAAAAGGAUAAUAGCAUCUCUUUUUCAGACUUCCAUGUCUCUGUAUUUAAAGGUGAGAGGGUUGCUUUUCAUAGUUGCAAGCAUGUCACAGUACCCAGGAAAGAAAAGAUAAGGUGAAAAGCUCUCCCUGCAGACAGGGAUAGUUCAAAAAGCGGAAGAUUUCCAGGAACACAAACACAGAUAUGCCCAGAAGGUCAAAAACAAUUUAGAGAAUGGCUUCAGGAGUUGGUCUUGUAGCUUGGUGAUGACAUUUUUUCUGAUCUUAAGAAAAACAUGUUUUGCUUUAGCACACUUUGGCUUUAGCACACUUGGUCUCCUUAGAACCCACUCUCCACAGUCACCAUGGAAGGAUUCAUGAACAGCCCAAAGAAAGUUCACACAGGUGUGGCUGCUUACAAUUGUAACAUCUUAGAUUGCCUACAGACCAUUUAUUUUGUUUCUCAGACACUGUACGACACCUGUUAGUUGAAGUACAUUUCUAUCAGUCACUGUGAGGUAGUGUGGAUGUAACAUCUCUUAGAACUACGACCUGAUGUUCAAAUGCCACCUCUGUAAGCCUCACAUGGGGUGCUUUGACACAUUUCUGCAGUUGAGUUAGUGAAGGACACAAGAGAGUUAAUUCCUUAACUCUGUGCACAUUCCUGCAAAGCAGCAUUCCUUAAAACAGGAAUUCCCUCUUGUUUUGUUGUUGUUGCAAAUGGAGCAGCACAACCAUUACAGCUGGAGCCAUACCACAGAUACUAAACCAAAGCAACAUCUAAUUUACCUUAAAUAUUAAUUCAUAUUUUCUUAGAUAAAGAAAUAUAUAAAAAUACAAAAUUAUCUUAAAGGGACAGGUAGCUUCUCAUGGUCAUCAGAGUGUUCUAGGAUGGAUAAAAUAAUGCAUGGUCCAAACUUUCAAUGAUACUUGGUUUUAAACUGGAAGUUUAAAAUGUAGAUGUUUUUAUUGCCACAUUAACUUUACAAAGAGUCACUAUUCCCUAUUCCUGUUCUGCCUGAAAUGGUUAAAUGCUGUUUCUCCACACCCUGUACCCCAGCAGGGCCUGUCUGUCCCUGUUGGAUGUUGCCUAGGGUGGAGUAUUACCAAAGGAAUAAGCUGGCCUGCUGGCCCCCACUGCAUUUAUAUUUGUCAGUUCUCACACAGCCAAUUCAAAUCCCUUCCCUAUUUUUGCAACCAGUACAUCUGCCCUCUCCCUCCCAAAGUACUAUAGCAAUAUAGAAUUCAAUAUACCUACCUUGCACAAGUUCUGCCCUUCUCACUCAUUAAAUCUCUUGUUGCUGCUUGUGAGUUUCUUUCUUCUUUCCAGAAAGGAGUCCCCUAAAAUACUUUAAAGAUAUCCGACAGGGAAGAUUUUGUCAAAAAGUUGUUGGCUGACAAUUCAGAGUUUCUUAAGAUGCUCGUAUCUUUGUCUCCACGAUGUGAGUGGUACCUCGUUCCCCCUGUGUCAGUGCAAGUAGUUUCAGUACUUUUGGAACGAUGAAAAGCAAUUCCUCUAUUUGCAUAUCUUCACACAUGGACACAGUAAUGCACGGGAAAAAAUUAGAUUUUUUUCGACUUACCUAUCUGCAUUUGAUCUGUCUGCCACUUCUCCCAGGAUACUCCAAGUGGGGACAUGCUCUGAAUUUUUACCCCUGUUGGGAUGCUGUUAGGAGAGCCUUAGGGAGAUUGCACUGAAAUUACAAAUAGUUUAACUGUGGGAGAAAAGACAUCUUUUACUCACGUAGACAAAUAAGGUCAGCAUGUGGAACGUAUCAAGUACUUCUUUUCUGACCAAAUUCCUGAACAUGAGGCAGCUACAGAGCUUUGUCUUGGGGCUGCUUUUAGGUCCAUCAGUGAUGCCCUGCUAAGAACCGUCCAUAACUGGAAUAAUCUGGGCCCCCUUUCUCCCUGCCUGUGUCCGUCCCUCUGCCUCUUUCCCUCCUUGCUCCUUCCCCGUCUUCCCUCAGCGAAAGGUAGCACCAUACAGCUCUGAGAACAAUACUUGUGGGUAGCAGCUGGCUUCUGGCACCUUCAUAAAAUACCUCAGCAUAGCUUAGCAUUGUCGCAGAACUGGUUUUAAACUGAAAAAAUCAGAAGAGAAAAGCAAACUUUAUAAAUAGUGGAGAUAAUUCUAGCUGUAGAGUUUAGUUGAACUGAUGGUUUAUUAUGAUUGAUAAACAUGAUUAUGCUGUAUGUAUUUGAGAUCCUGUUUAUAGGUU